CCAUCCAUAGUAGAUUUUCAGUUAGUUUUUCCAAAGUUUAAUUCAUGCCCUUGAAGCUAAGCAUCUAAAAUAAUACUAUAAAAAAUAUAUUUUUUGCAAAUAUGUAGUAGUCUGCGGUAUGAUUUUGACAUUUCAUUCACUCGUAGUUCUGUUUGUUCUGUGACUGACAGUCGAGAAAUAAGCCAAUUUGUGAUGAAAUUGUUUGAUGUGAAUACUUAGUUUUUCGGCUAAAUUUAAGUCUGAAGAACAUGGAAGCUGUACCAAAAUUACCUAUGCUCAAUUUUGAGCUGAAGUCGAGUCCCGAAAGUACUCAUUUCGGCCCUAAACUGAAACAGUAUAUAGCUGAAGUUUAUCGAGAGGAUCCAGACAGUUACAGCAAUGAGAUGCAUCAGCUUGAAGGGCUACGGUCAGCAGCCGUGAGGCCCACUAGUGACGCGGCGGGUCUUAGCGCUAUGAACAGAUAUUAUUGCCAGCUACGUGCGAUCCAAAGCCGUUUUCCAAUGGCUAAAGGACAACCUGCCGCUUGUACUUUUGUCUGGAAGGACAUCUAUGCCAGCAUAAACUGUUCACUUGCAGACUUGCGUUUUGAAAUGGCAAGCAUUUUAUACAAUAUUGGUGUCCUCCUUACACAACUAGCGGCAUCAGAGCCCCGUACAACUGCAGACAGCCUCAAGACAGCAUGCACUAGGUACCAGAAUGCUGCUUGGGCAUUCCAGUAUGUCCGAGAACAAUAUCCACAGCCUCAGGGGUCAGAUCUGUCCUCAGAUAUCAUGAGGAUGUUCCAGGAAAUAUGCUUUGCCCAGGCCCAGGAAUGUAUUCUUGAUAAAAGUAUUCAGGAUACUAAAAAACCCAGUGUAGUUGGUGCUGUUGCUACCCAGGUUUUAUUUUUCUACCGAAACUCCCUGUCACUCCUUGGGCCUUCAGCUGGCAGUGACAAUAUACAUGAAAUCAUUGGCACAAAACAAUACAACUAUUGGUAUCGCUACCUAUCAUUCAAGUUGGGAUACAUUGGCUCCAUUGUAUGUUUAUAUCAAGGCAUGCAUGCUGAAGAGCAACAGAAGAUGGGUGAGCGAGUCGCAUUCUACCAACAAGCCGUGGAUAAAUUAAACGAAGCCAGGAAGUACGCCAAGUACAUAGAGCCCACCCAAAUCACCCAGGAGGCAUUGACCUUCACCAAUGACGUGGUUGAAGGUAAACGGAAAGCUGCCAAGAAUGAGAAUGAAUUUAUCUACCAUGAAGAGGUGCCAGACAAGGAUCUGUUGAGUGAAUUGAAACCUGUGUGCUUGGUUAAAGCUUUGGCGAUUAACCACAAUGAUCCCGAUAUCUCGGGCCCGGACAUAUUCUCCCGGCUGGUCCCGAUGGGGGCUCACGAGGCCUCCUCCAUGUACUCCGAAGAGAAGGCCAAGCUGUUGCGGCGCGUGGUGGGGCAGGUGGACGCCAAGAACACGGAGCUGAUGGAGUUCAUGUCCUCGCUGCAGCUCGACCAGUUGGAAGUCAUCCAGAAUGAGCAAAAGAUACCUCAAGAAAUAGUAGACAGAUGCGCAGCAAUGAACGCGAAGCAGGAGGUCAUACAGACCCUUGUGGACUCCAUGAACAGUUUGGCUGAAACAAUUAGCGGGGUGGAGCAUAUGCUAGCCGAGAUCAAGGCGCUCAUACAGGAGGAUACGAAAAAAGAGAAGGAGUUCCAACAAGUGAUGGGCCCCCGCCCCCCGUCCCUCGUGCAGACAGAGUACACGAGGGAGUACCACAAGUACCAGGAGGCGCAUGCGCGGACUACCGAGAGUAACCAGGUGCUACAUAAAGCUAUGACGCUUCAUAUCGCGAAUCUGAGGCUGUUGUCCCAACCUCUAGAAGCACUGCAAGCUAAGAUUCCCAGCGUUGAAAACAUCGAGGGACUAGACAGAGAGACUAUGUUAGAAAUGCGUCGGGUCGUCGGCAAAGCUCGAGAGAUGCAAACCCAAAGGGAUUCCCUAGUGCAGCAGCUCAGAGAAGCCGUCACGUCAGAUGAUAUCACUGCACAGUUGUUGGCCAGGAGCUCCGAACCAACUGACGAGAUAUUCAAGCAGGAGAUUGAGAAACACACGCCUAAGGUUAAAAUAAUUGAACAAAACCUAGCCGCCCAGGAAAACAUAAUAAACAGACUGACGUCCCUCUACGCGAGUUACGGUGAAUCCAGACGAUUGCUGACUGAAGUUCUGAGGAAAAGAGAGGGACUGAUCAAUGCGCUUAUAACAUCUUACGAUACGUACGAAGAACUACUCGGAAAGUCUCAAAAGGGGCAAGAGUUUUACAAGAAGUUGUCUCACAACAUGAGCACCACCCUGAAUAGGUUGAGAGGAAUCUGCCAAGUGCAAGACGAAGAGAGAACGGUGCUGUUGGCCAAGCAGUCUUCUAAAGCUCCGACUUCCGUGCCCACCACAUCCGCGGCUCCCUCCACAAAGAUAUCGGAGUCACCGCCGCCAACCACAGGGUCACGGAAGCUGAAGGAUUAUCUUCCAUAUAUGAAGAACAGGGCGCUCGCUGCCAGGAUACCUGCAGCACAAAUCGAACCCGUUGUGCCAGAUACUUACUAUCCAGAGUCUAUUUACCCGACUUCAGUGAGGCCUGCGCCACUUGGAUCUGAAGCUUCGGAUGUAGCCCAAAUGCCCGAUGGCGUGGUACCAGGAGCCCAAAACCCAAAUCCUUAUAUAAGAUACAACUCACCGUACGCGCCAAGCGAACCUGACUCUUAUGCCCCUACCACCAGCUAUGGAUACAUGAAAAAUUCGUAUGAAAAGCCCGAAGAACAACAAUUCAACUAUAGCACAUCCUACACUCCAUCGCAGUACGCCAGUCCAGUUGGCGAUCCACAAAUUUAUUCUAACCCCUAUUAUUCCGCCACUCAAAACAAUAGCACAAUCGUCACAGACUCCCAAAACCCUGUAUCCUACGGCAACGCCGGCCAAGCCAAUAUGGCACCUACUACAUCGCAAUACGGCACAUAUACUGAUCCGUAUAAUCCGGUCAAUCAAAUGGCCACGAUUCCCGAGAACCCAUCUGUGUCGCAGCAGUACACGCCACAAAACCAGGAAUUUAACACCAACUUCGCUCAGAUGCACGUGUCCGCUCCGAAAGAACCGGGUAAUUACGGACAGGAUUAUUCUGAGACGUUCUACAGCGUUCAAUAUCCGCAAAAUGCGACACAAAAUAUGACCACUUACAGUCAUGCACCGCAAAACUAUAACACGAAUAUGACGAAGUCGCAAAUCCCUAAUGAAUACAACUCCCUGAAUUACCCAUACAGUACUGAUCCUCAGUGCAUGCAACAGCCUAACGCUGGCACCUCAACUGCUUACAGCAGCACAGACUUUUCGAACUUUGGUCAUAUGUCUCAAGCUUACUCUAUUUAUGCAAAUCCCGAAAGUAUAGUCACAUCAACUACUAGUGUUAUGAAUAACCCUAUGGUCAAUCACUCCGUUAAUCCAAAUUUAGCGGUUACACCAAUAAAUGCAGGUAACGCCGUAAAUAUGGCUAAUAACUUUAACAUGGCCAAUCCUGCUGGUGUGGCUGACCCGGCCGGCUUAGUUCCCCAAAAUGUCACAAAUAUCCCAGUUGGUAUUCCCAAUAAUCCAGAAAUUUUGCCAAAUCCAGCUGCUAUGGUGCCACCAUAUAAUGUUGUACCUGGACAAGAUGCCAAUUACUUAGAUCCCGCAAUUUUAUCCCAAUUAGAUGCUUACGACAAGCCCAUAAAGUCCCACGUGACUGGCGAAGCCUUAUCUUCUACUACAAUCCCAUUCCAUUCAAACUUUCAAACAUAUCCCACUACAACGUCGACAUACACCCCGACUGAACAAAAUACGCAACCAAAUAACACGUACCAGUUCACUGACCAAUCCGCAAACUAUGCUCAGACCUUCCAAAACCAUCCGGGUUAUAACUAUAACCCGGCAACUGGAACAUACGAUUACAACUAUGGAUCUCAAAAUUCGUACACCGGGUACACGAAUCAAGGCCAAAGCAAUGUGAAUCCUCAGGCUAUGACGGAAGGUGCAAAUUGGGCUGCUCAAGGAGUUUACACGAGUGCUGGUGCUGGUGCUUGCGAUACAGUACAGUCGCCCUCAGAAGCGCCUCAAGUGGUACCACAACAGGUAGAACAAGGCGAUCAGAUGUAUUAUAAUACCCCUUACGGAUAUCAGACUAAUACUACAAUGCAGCCAAAUGAAGUAGUAACGCAAGCAGAACCGGUGUCGACAAAUUAUGGUGCCAAUAUGAAUCAGUCGACUUAUAUGCAGUCAGGGCAAGCGCAAGAUACGAAUGUCACGUUUACUAACAACCAAGUGACGACGCCAAAGGAAGAGAUGGCACAGCCAAAUUUUGAGCAAAAUACAGCACCAGUGACUGAAAGUGUGCCUGAAACGCCUAAAGUUGAAAAGGAAGAAGAAAAAAAUGACGAAUCAGUAUUCGAUCUCCUAUCAGACAUAGACUUUACAGUGGAAUAUAAACCUUUACAACCGGAGAUUAAAGUUCCACAGAUCAGUGAGAGCGCAAUAAAAAAGCAAGCGGUUGUGCCCAAAACAGCGGUGGUACCUAAACCAGUGCCUAAAGAAGAGGUUAUAGAAAGACCAGCGAAAAGGGACAUUUUUUCAGAUCCUAGUUUGUUGAAUAAGUUUACACAGGGUGUGAAGAAUUUGCAAAUGUUGGUGGACUCCUUGACCAAUGUCACGCAAGGGGGUUUGACCGUGUUGGAUUCAAAAUGGAAGAUGUUCCAAGAUGUACAGAGCAAAGAGAACAUGACGAGAUCGAAGACUAUAGCAAUGGAGCACUGUGGCGGCAACAUCGUGACGGAAGUAGUGCCUUACGAUGAUUCUAGACUGAUCUUGAAAUCCGACUCCGAAGCUUAUAUCAAUGCUUCUUAUUAUAAGCAAUUGACGCCUUGGUGUAUUCCUUUAGUGGUAUCAAAUUCACCUUCGGAAGAAGAAAAUGGAACUUUCUGGAAAGCGGUGCUAGAGUACAAGAUCAAAUGUAUAGUCUGUUUGCAAACUGAAAUCGAAAUGCAAGGAAUAUCCUACUGGCCCACCGCCAAAGGCCAGUCCAUGAAGUUCCGUGGACUGAAGGUGACAUUGGACGAUGUGACGACCACUGUGCACUGGACCGAGAGGAAACUAAGUAUUGCGAGUGGGAACACUGUGUUGCCAGUAUCGCAUUAUCAGAUCAACGGGUUGUCUGCCAAAAUCGUGUGCUCGCCUCUAGUCCUCCUAGCAGACAAGGUGCUCAGUGAGACAUACACCGGGCGGCUCAGCAACCAGCUGCGCGGCGCGUGGCUGCAAGGCCGCGGGGGGCGCAGCGCCCUGCUGUGCGCGGUGCUCAGCUUGCUGGCUGAGGUGCGCGCCGGCGGCACCGGCCUCACAGAAUUACUGGACGAAGCUCUAAGGAACCUGUGCAAGCACAGGAGUAACGUGCUGGAAGAUACCAAGUACGUGGCGGACGCGUACAGAACGGCUCUGUUCUACGUACAAGGCGUGCUUUGCUCCGGUACCACCACGUUCAACGGCGAGGCUGUGUCCGUCCCGUCCGGAGCCGCAGUCCUCCCCCCCGUCACCCCCAACCCCCCCACCACGACAUCUACCGGCCAACGCGGCAAAUUCUCCCGGGAAUCUUUCGAGGAGAUGAAACAGUCUCCAGGACUCAAAAGCGGGGACAUGAAAGACCCACUCAACUUUUUAGAUCCCCUGUGGAGCUUGAAGAAGAAAUGAGCAACGUGUUUUAUAUUGGAUUUUGUAAAUUUAUAAGUAUUAUUGUUAUAGUGUAGUCUAUCUUGGUCUAUUUUAUCCUGAUAACACUAUUUACUGUAGCAGAAAAUUUGAGUCAUAUUCUCUUCGUGGUCGUAUUCCUCAUGGCUGAGGGUCGUGGUUAUUACGUGGAAUGAAACACAACAACUUUCUUAGCAUUAUUAAUGGAAUGGUUUGCCAUUGCCUUCUCCAUUUCACACACAAGUUAAUCAACCAGUGUGCAGGUUUCCUCACGAUGUUUUCCUUUACCGGAAGUAAGUCGUGGUCGAUGAAAACUACUAUACUAGAUCUCCUCACUAUGCUUUCCUUCCGGAAGCAUGAGUCAGAUUGGUAUACAAACUCAUGUGGCACGAGUAGGAUUCGAACCUGGGACCUUUCGAUCCACAGGCGGGCGUCUUAACCAUUACACCACCACCGCUUCUUAUUAAUCAUGAAUUAUAAAGCUCACAAAAUAAUGAAAAAAAAAAGCAAGAGCGAACAGAAAUAAAACAUUUGUGAUAAUUUUAACAAUAUGACGAGUAUGUAUAAGUAUUAUUUUCGAUUAUAGUGGCAAAGUGUUUGAAUUUGCAAUUUUUUUUCCAAGUUUAAAAAUAUAAAACUUGAGAGUACCAUUGAGCCACUGAUUAUGUAACGCUUAUAUAGAAUAACUUGUUAUAGUAUUACAAAAAUUCUGACGUUUGUCCUUUUUCUGUUCGCGCUGGGGUUUUAGAUAAUUAAUAAUUGGAGUUUUUGAUAGGUUAUUGAUAUAUAUUGUGAUAUAUAUAUUUUAUUACCGAUACGAAGAAGAAAAUGCUGCAUCGGUAGCUGUUUUUGAGUUUAUCGCCGACGUAAUGAUAGCAAUACAAUGAAAACCAAUCACACUCAGUGCAUUUUUAACUUUUGUGAUAAUCUAAAGUAUUCCACCAUUUUUCAAUUCCUAACAAAAUUGUAUGGUUUUUUUACAUGCCUAAUUAUGCAUUUAAUUAUAAUUUAUUUUUAUUGUAAUGACUAUUAGGAGGAGAUAAUAUUGAUUGGUGGAUUUAAUAUAAUUUAGAUUUAAAAAAAUAUUAUUCAUAAUUAUUUUAUGCGUAUAAGGUUUUAUAAUUCUUAUGACAUAUAUAUAGAUCUCAGACUUCUACGGAAUAAAUAUGGUUUUCAAACAUAUUUUAAAAUGUGGUAAAUUGCAAUCACAUAUUAUAUGUAUAGUUUGCCCAAUAGGAUCGCAGCUUUGAUAGGACUUUUGGUUUUAACGGAAAUUGCAUUAUUUGACAUAUAAGAGGCUUGAGAUAAUUAAAAUUGAAAUGAAUAAAUCGAUUUUAAUAUUUGGGAAUUGUGACUGAGUGGUAUUGUUAACGACCGUUUUGUAUUAAAAUAAUCGUUAUUAUAAAUUAGGAUAGUUACAUUCCGAUAUUUUCAUGUUACUUGAAUCAUUUAUUUCUGUAAUUCUAUUUUAUGUUAUUUGUAAAACUUGAUAGAAUACAAAAUAGAUUAAAACUGAAGUAUUAGCAUUUUGGGUAACAAAAUUUUUAGUUAUACAGUAGCUGUUGAUAUUUAUUAGUGUACUCAAUAAAGUAAAUUCGACUGAA
This is a messenger RNA of Plodia interpunctella (Indianmeal moth), 7333 nucleotides long. RefSeq names its product myopic (gene mop). Gene Ontology annotation, biological process: endocytic recycling; protein dephosphorylation; early endosome to late endosome transport. The transcript has 23 exons. The record is from RefSeq and is a predicted model, not a curated record. NCBI's taxonomy places the organism in Eukaryota, Metazoa, Arthropoda, Insecta, Lepidoptera, Pyralidae. Gene Ontology annotation, cellular component: endosome. The coding region runs from base 249 to 5732 and encodes 1827 amino acids. Gene Ontology annotation, molecular function: protein tyrosine phosphatase activity; protein binding.